UUUGCCUCAAUUUCUUUUCAUAUCAUAUCAUAAGGAAUUUUGAGAUUUUUCAUUAAUCCUUCUCUCUCUAAAUUGCAUAACAUAAUUAGCGUUCUCUGUAAUCGACAAUCAACCAAGGAAUGGCCAUCAGUUAUCUUCCUCCAAGAAUCAUCCAGAUUUUCCAGCAGAUUUUGCCAAUGGGAUGGGGAAACAUAUUCAGAAGACGUAUGAGAGUAUUUACAAUGGCUCUAGUAAUAUACCUAGAUUAUAAGGUUUUACAGCAAAGAGAAAAAGGGGCUAGCAAUCCUAAUACUUUAUGGGAAAAAGCUCAUGAGCGCAAUGCUAAGCGUGUGCUCAGUUUAAUAGUAGAGUUGGGAGGUUUGUGGGUGAAACUUGGACAGUAUAUGUCAACACGUGCAGAUGUGCUUCCUGACGCUUAUAUAUCACGUCUCAAGCUGUUACAGGACUCUCUUCCUCCUCGUCCCUUGCAAGAGGUUUGUUGGACUAUCGAGACAGAGUUGGGGCAAUCAAUGGAUGAUCUGUUUUCAGAUUUUGUCAAAAUUCCUUUAGCAACAGCAUCUAUAGCACAAGUCCAUCGUGCAACUCUGCUUAAUGGGCAGGAGGUAGUUGUUAAAGUUCAACAUGAGGGCAUCAAGAAAAUCAUAUUGGAGGAUUUGAAGAAUGCAAAGAAAAUUGUUGACUGGAUAGCUUGGGCAGAGCCACAGAAUGACUUUAAUCCUCUCAUAGAUGAAUGGUGCAAAGAAAUUCCCAAAGAAGUUGACUUCAUUCAUGAAGCUGAGAAUACUAGAACAGUCUCUAGAAAUCUAUGCUGCAAAAAUAUUGAACAAGAUGAUAAAACAAAUGCCAAUCGAGUUGAUGUUUUGAUUCCAGAUGUUAUUCAGUCAACGGAGAAAGUCCUUAUUUUAGAGUAUAUGGAUGGCAUUCGUUUGAAUGACUUGGAAUCACUGGAAGCGUUUGGUGUUAACAAACAAAAGCUUGUUGAAGAAAUAACACGUGCAUAUGCCCACCAAAUUUAUGUUGAUGGGUUUUUUAAUGGUGAUCCUCAUCCUGGAAAUUUUCUUGUGAGCAAGGAACCUCCUCAUCGUCCAAUUUUGCUCGACUUUGGGCUUACAAAAAAACUGUCAAGUCCUAUCAAGCAAGCACUGGCUAAAAUGUUUCUGGCAUCUGCUGAGGGGGACCACGCAGCUCUUUUGUCUGCUUUUGCAGAAAUGGGAUUUAAGUUGCGCCUGGAUAUGCCAGAACAGGCAAUGGAGAUAACAAGUGUACUCUUUCGUACUUCAUCGUCAGCAAAGGAAUCUCUUGAAACUAUGAAAUUAUUGUCGGAGAAAAGAGCAAAAAACAUGAAGAUUAUACAAGAAAAGAUGAAACUCAACCAGAAAGAAUUUAAACGCUUUAAUCCUGUUGAUGCAAUUCCUGGAGACAUUGUAAUCUUUUCACGGGUCCUUGGUCUUCUAAGAGGGCUUUCUUCCACACUGAAUGUUCGCAUAGUAUAUCUAGAUAUCAUGAGGCCAUUUGCAGAAUCUGCUUUGCGAGGACAUAUUAGUAGGGGACCAAGAGUUAAUGAUCACUGGAUCUAUGACACACCUGUCCAUUCUGAUGUGGAGGCCAAGUUAAGGCAGUUCCUAGUUGAGCUGGGGAAUAAUGAUAAAAUACUUGGAAUACAGGUCUGUGCCUACAAAGAUGGAGAGGUUAUAAUUGACACUGCUGCUGGAGUGCUUGGUAAUUAUGAUCCUCGUCCAGUGCAGCCUGAUAGCCUUUUUCCUGUUUUCUCUGUGACAAAGGCUAUCACAGCGGGAAUGUUACAUUGGUUGGUUGACAAUGGAAAGCUGAAGCUCGAGGAAAAUGUUGCAAAUAUCUGGCCAGAGUUUGGAUCAAAUAGGAAAGAUCUCAUCAAGGUCCAUCAUGUGCUUAACCAUACAUCUGGUCUUCAUAAUGCUUUAGCAGACAUCAUCAGAGAAGAUCCUUUACAAUUGUCUGACUGGGAUGAGUGUUUGAAUCAUAUUGCUUUGUCAGUACCUGAGACUGAACCUGGCCAAGAGCAGUUGUAUCACCAUCUAUCUUUUGGCUGGCUAUGUGGUGGCAUUAUUGAGCACGCAUCUGGGAAAAAAUUUAAGGAGAUUCUUGAAGAAGCAUUCAUUCAUCCCCUCCAAAUUGAAGGCGAGUUAUAUAUUGGAAUUCCUCCAGGUGUGGAAUCUCGACUUGCAACACUUACUACAGAUAGAGAUGAUCUUCAGAAGCUCUCAGGGAUCAGCAGUCGUCUUGCAACAUGUACACUAAAUAAAGAUGAUCAUGAGAAGCUCUCACGCGUCAUCAGUCGUUUUGACGUAACCUCCACAAUCCAGCUGGGUGAUGUUUCCCAACUUGCAACCACCCUGCCUGUUACAUUCAACAGUCUCAACAUUCGUCGUGCCAUCAUACCUGCUGCUAAUGGACAUUGCUCAGCCCGUGCACUUGCACGUUACUACGCAGCCCUAGCUGAUGGUGGUAUGGUACCUUGGCCCCAUUCUUCUUCUUCCAAGCCACCACUUGGCAGCCACCCACACAUCCCCAAAUUUCCUUCCCAAAAGACCAGCAAGAGGCAGAAAAGUAGCAAAACCAAGGAGGUAUUUGCUGCUGCAAUUAACAGAACUAAUGAUUAUGAAAAGAAACCAAAUUACAGUGAUGUUAGCCAUAGUAGAAAUUCCAGCAAUGAUAGUUGUACUAGGCUUGUGAAUGAUAGCGGCAAUAGCAAUAGCAUUAGUAUGACUGACAGCAGUGAAGAUAGUAAUCCUCGAAACAAUUCUGUUGGUAGGAUUUUUAGCAAUCCUAGAAUUCAUGAUGCAUUCUUGGGUGUUGGUGAAUAUGGAAAUCUCGCUUUGCCAAAUGGGAAAUUUGGCUUAGGGUUUAGGAGGUCUAUUUCUGAGGAUGGGUCCCUUGUUGGCUUUGGGCACUCAGGACUGGGCGGAUCAACCGGCUUUGCUGACAUGAAUAACAGGUUUGCUAUUGCUGUGACCGUGAACAAAAUGUCUUUUGGGGCUGUAACUGGAAACAUCAUUAAUUUUGUUUGUUCGGAGUUGAAUAUCCCGGUGCCAGAGGAGUUCUCAAUAUUCAGUGAGAUGGGACCCAAUGCACAGAUAUGUUUGGGGAGACUUCUGAAUAAUUGAGGAUGGGAGUGAAUUGUAAGCCUGUACCAAGAAGGCUUUUCGACUCUUAUUAUAUACCCAAGGAAAAUGUAGAUGUCAGUGUUUUAAAUUUA
Messenger RNA from Quercus robur (English oak), 3235 nucleotides. RefSeq lists its product as uncharacterized. The transcript is spliced from 20 exons. The record is from RefSeq and is a predicted model, not a curated record. The coding region runs from base 120 to 3143 and encodes 1007 amino acids. NCBI's taxonomy places the organism in Eukaryota, Viridiplantae, Streptophyta, Magnoliopsida, Fagales, Fagaceae. Gene Ontology annotation, cellular component: endoplasmic reticulum; Golgi apparatus.